Rubroshorea leprosula is the source of this 3041-nucleotide messenger RNA. The record is from the annotation of a GenBank genome assembly. NCBI's taxonomy places the organism in Eukaryota, Viridiplantae, Streptophyta, Magnoliopsida, Malvales, Dipterocarpaceae.
AGGGGGUUUAACCAAUCUGAUAAUCAUGUCUGUGGUAAAGGUUUUGUUUGGUGAAACUUGAAAGUAAAUAUAUUAAAAAUAAAAUCUAGUGAAAAUAAAGUUAAAACUUGUACUAAUCUUUUUAUAUUGUCAAAUAAUUUAUGUCUCUGUAAAUUCUACUCCUAAAAAAGUUAGAACAAGUAUUUAGCUUCAGUUAAAAAUGAAAAAAGAAAAAAGAAAGGUUAGAACAAAUACUUUUUUUAUAUUUAUUUAUUUAUUUAAAAAUUCCACCACAGAAAUUAAAAAAAAAAAGAAAAGGAAAAUAGAGAAGAGUCAUAGGCACAGGCAUAUUCUAGGGGCAUAAAAACAGAGUAAAAGGCCACCAUAUGUAAACGGAGGCAGAAAUGCUCAAACUCAAACCCUUACAACUCAAACAUUUUCCCUUGUUUUCUAGUCUCUUUUCUUCUUCAGCUUCUAACUACCUUAACUGUCACCUGAAUUCCUUCCUCUCCAACAGAUCCCCAGCUACCCUCCUGUCUCUUCUUCAAUCCCAUGCUCUCAUCCUAACCACUGGCAACUCAAGCAACAUCUUCCUAGCCGCAAAGCUCAUAUCUUUAUAUGCCUCUUUGGGUAAACCCGAUCUUUCCACUGAGGUAUUCGAUUCGCUUUGCUCCCCAAAAGACAUCUUUCUUUGGAACUCCAUAAUUAAGUCUCACUUUUCCAAUGGCAACUACCCGGAAUCUUUUUCCUACUAUGUCGAUAUGCGAUUGUCUGAAGUUUUGCCUAGUGAUUUCACCAUUCCCAUGGUUGUGGGUGGUUGUGCGGAGCUCUGUUGGCUAGAUUGUGGGAGAUAUGUGCAUGGGCUGGUGUCAAAAUGUGGCUUUUUCAACGAAAAUUCUGCAGUUGGAUCUUCUUUUGUGUAUAUGUACGCAAAGUGCGGAUCAAUGGAGAAUGCUUGUCUUGUGUUCGAUGAAAUUAUUGUGAGAGAUGUGGUUAGUUGGACUGCACUUGUCAUUGGGUAUGUACAGAACGGAGACAGUGAAAGGGGGUUGGAAUGUCUUCGUGAGAUGAUUAGGGUUGGAGGGGAUGAUGAAAGGCCUAAUUUUAGAACAUUGGAAGGUGGGUUUCACGCUUGUGGGAAAUUAGGGUUAUUGGCUGAAGGUAGGUGUUUGCAUGGUUUGGUUGUCAAAUCUGGACUUGACUGUUAUGUAGUUGUUCAAUCUUCAGUUUUGUUGUUGUAUUCCAAAUGGGGUAAUAUAGGGGAAGCGUAUGCUUCAUUUUGUGAAGUUGUUGAUAAAGAUAUCAUCUCAUGGACAUCAAUUAUUGGUGUCUAUGCAAGAUUUGGUCUCAUGAAGGAAUCCACGGACUUGUUUUGGAAAAUGCAGGAUGAUGGAAUCUGUCCAGAUGGAGUUGUAAUCAGUUGUAUGUUCUUGGGGUUUGGGAAUUUCAUGAGUGCAUGUGAAGGAAAGGCCUUUCAUGGAUUGAUCGUGAGAAGGCAUUACAUGUUAGAUCAGACGGUUCAGAAUGCGUUAUUAUCUAUGUACUGCAAAUUUGGACUCCUGUCUGUAGCAGAUCAGCUCUUUGGAUUUAUGCCAGAGCAUAACACAGAGUCUUGGAAUACAAUGGUUUCGGGCUAUUCUAAGAUGGGAAAUGAAGCACAAAGUAUAAGAUUAUUUAGAGAGAUGCAACAUCUUGGAAUUGAAACUGAUUCAAACAGCUUAGUCUCUGUGAUUGUUUCGUGUUCCCAAUUAGGAGCAAUCUGCAUUGGGCUCUCUGUUCAUGGUUACAUAAUUAAAAAUCACAUGGGUGACAACAUCUCAAUUGCCAAUUCACUCAUUGAUAUGUAUGGUAAAAGUGGUAAACAGACAUUUGCAAGGAGGAUAUUUCAAAGGACACCGAGAGAUGUUAUCACGUGGAAUUCAAUGAUAUCUUCAUAUACUCAUUGUGGGAAUUUUGCUGAGGCUGUAGCCUUAUUUGAAGAAAUGGUUUUAGGCAGCUUGAAGCCCAACUUGGCAACAUUCAUAACUGUGCUUUCAGCUUGUUCUCAUCUUGCAUCUUCAGAGAAAGGAGAAACAAUUCAUAAUUACAUCAAGGAAGAAGGGUAUGAGCUCAGUCAAUCCCUUGCUACUUCAUUGGUUGACAUGUAUGCAAAAUGUGGGCGACUUGAAAAAUCAAGAGAGUUGUUCGAUUCAAUGAAGGAAAGGGAUGCAGUUUCUUGGAAUGUGAUGAUAUCAGGUUAUGGAAUGCAUGGAGAUGCAGAAUUAGCAUUUCAAGUUUUCCAGCAGAUGGAGACAUCAAAUGUUAAACCAAAUGCUCUUACCUUUCUAGCUCUUCUCUCCUCUUGUACUCAUUCAGGCCUUGUUGAAGAAGGGAAGUAUUUGUUUGAUAGAAUGCACCAUUAUUCUCUGAAGCCCAAUUUGAAACAUUAUGCUUGUAUGGUGGACCUUCUUGGCAGAUCAGGGAAUCUUCAGGAAGCUGAGGCAUUGGUUAUGUCAAUGCCCAUGACUCCUGAUGGGGGUGUGUGGGGGGCCUUGUUGAGUUCUUGUAUAAUUCAUGAUGAAAUUGAAAUGGGAAUAAGGAUAGCAAAGCGUGCUAUUGAAUCUGAUCCUGACAAUGAUGGUUACUACAUCACAAUUUCUAACAUGUAUAGUUCUACUGGAAGGUGGAAGGAGGCAGAAAGGGCAAGAGAAGUUUUGAAGGAAAGGGGUAUGGCGAAAAAAGCUGCUUGGAGUGCACUGUAAUAAAUAGGAGAUCAUCACCUUGGCAGUGCGGUAGUCGCACUAUUAACUGUAGCAGCAGGUUAGAUCUGAGCUGUUGGGUUAAGAACUAGAAGAAUGAUGAAGAGAUGCAAAAGGGAUUUCAUAGUCCUGAAGCAGAUUAUUUUUGGUUGUUAGGGUCAAGGUUCAAUAAUAUCUUGCUAUAUAUGGAGGAGAACAGAAUAGGAAACAGGAAUGAUGUUUAAAUGUAAAUGUAUUUGGUGAGCUUCUUUGUUUCUUCCCUAACUAGAGGGAUUAUUACGUUGGAAUAAUAUACUCUCCUUUUAAUAAACCUUUGUCAUUUCA